UCCCAGCGCAAGUACGCAGGCCGGCGGAGUGCAGUCGCCGGCUCUGGGACCUUGGAGACCCGUGGCUCUCGCGACGAUGGGUGCUCGGCUGAGCGGUGGCCAGGGCGCCCCAGAGCCCGUGCAGGCCCAGCCCCAGCCCCAACCCGGGGCGCCCGAGGCCCCUGAGCGGCCCCAGCCUGAACCCAGUCCCUGGGGGCCACUGGACGAUGUGCGCUUCCUCAUCACCUGCACCUCCUGGUACUGACUCGACACCCUCCGCAGUUACUGCCAGCUGCCAACUGUCGUUGUGCUGUUAUGUUCCUCUCUUGUCGUCCUUUUCCAACCCCGGCGCCCAGGACAGGCUCGAAGAGUCGAGGAGAUAGAUCACGGAGGACUGGAAGGAGGUCUCGGCAGGGCCUCUUCGGCAGCCUCGCCAUGGGGCACCGGCUCGCCUCUAGUUCCUUCCGAAUUUGUUCGCUUCUUAGCCUGCACCCAAACCAGCUUAAACCUUCGUGCUCACCCCCACCCUACAGCUUCUCCAGCCGUCUGGGUUCUGGGGCAGCCCUCCCUGGCCCUGGCUUCCAGAACCAGGCCAGGACUCCUGGUAAGACCCCAAGACUGCUGACCUCACCUCCUCUCGUCUGUUCCUUAUUGCUAAGAACCGGGCUGUUGCUUUUGUCCCUGGUUAUGGCACCAUGUGCCUUGGCUUCGGAGAAGACCUUGCCACAGUGACCCUCCCUGUAC
This is a messenger RNA of Puma concolor (puma), 723 nucleotides long. RefSeq names its product MMP24 opposite strand (gene MMP24OS). Lineage: Eukaryota; Metazoa; Chordata; Mammalia; Carnivora; Felidae. The record is from RefSeq and is a predicted model, not a curated record.